Molecule: messenger RNA, 3027 nt
Organism: Nicotiana attenuata
Lineage: Eukaryota; Viridiplantae; Streptophyta; Magnoliopsida; Solanales; Solanaceae
Exons: 4
Coding region: 1-3027 (1008 amino acids)
Source: RefSeq, a predicted model, not a curated record
AUGGAUGAAAAGAAAGGAGAAAUCACAAAGAAACAACCACAACAACAUUUAUCCAACUCGCCUGAUGACUCUAAUCAAGAUUCACCUGAUAAUACUAUACCACAGCAACAGCAACCGCAAACUGUGAUUUCUGGAGCUCCUUAUAUUUCUUCUUCUCUCUAUAAUAUCCCAGGCGGUGCAGCAACUACAUCUGUUUCUUUCGAACAACAACAACAACAGCAGCAGUUUGAAGUUGUGAACCCAAAGCGACCUAGAUAUACUGCAAGUCAAUGGAAAUUCGUAUCAUCUUCUUCUCAACAACAACAGCAAAAGCCGGCCAGUCAAGUGAAUAUACUUAGCACCGAGUCAAGUCCAAUUUCACCUUCGCCGCAAGCUGCUGCUACCAACCCUCAAACUCAAGCUGCCUCGUCUUCGGACACAACUUCUUCUCCUUCCCACUCUCCUCGGCCUUCUGCAUCUGGGCAAGAAACCAGCAAAGGCGAAGCAGGAGAACAAGUUCACCAACAACACCAACAAUUUCGGAAAGGAAAAUACGUCAGUCCAGUUUGGAAACCUAACGAGAUGUUGUGGCUAGCUAGGGCUUGGAAAAUUCAGUACCAAGGUGGUUCAUCAGAGCUACAUGUAGAAGGUUCUCAAGAAAUGAGUACAGGCGCGGGAGUGCAACAAGGUAGAGGAAAAACUCGAGCUGAUAAAGAUAGAGAAGUGGCUGAUUUUCUCAACAGGCAUGGAGUUAACAGAGAUGCUAAAACUGCUGGAACUAAGUGGGACAACAUGUUAGGUGAAUUCAGAAAAGUUUACGAAUGGGAGAGAGGUGCUGAGAGGGAACAAGGUAGCAAGAGUUAUUUUAGACUAUCCCCUUAUGAAAGGAAGAUGAAUAGAUUGCCUGCUUCAUUUGAUGAAGAGGUGUUUGAAGAAUUAUCUCAGUUUAUGGGCCCUAGAAUGAGAAGUCCUCAAACUAGAGGAGGAGUUGGAGUUGGAGUUGGAGUUGGAAGUCAGGCCAAUAUUAUCGUCUCUCUUAGCGACACAGCCACAAGGUCUUUGCCUCCCCCUCCACCUUUCAGAGAAGAUGACCUUCCUCUCUCUGCAAGGGAAAAACAGUUGGCUAUACCAAUAAGUGGAACAGAAGCAUUACUACAUGGAACAAGAGGUGGGUUCUUAGGGUACGACACAACUACUACUUCAUUAGAUAUUGGAGGUCCAUCUUCUUCUACUUCUUCGAAAGAGCUUCGUCGCAUUGGCAAGAUUAGAAUGAUAUGGGAGGAAUCAGUGAGCUUGUGGGCAGAAGAAGGUGAGCAUCACAGAGGUAGAGUGAAGCUUCAAGGUACAAGUUUUUUAAACGCCGAUGAAAUUGCUUUCUUGGAUGAUUCUACGGUUGCCUGCACAAUGGAGGCCUUUGAAGAUGGACCUAUGAAAGGUUUUUCCGUUGAUAGAUUCCUUUCUGGAGUACAACUAAAAGUCUUUGGCAGGAGAAAAUCCUCUUCAGCUCCUGCUCCUUCUGAUUGCAAUUUCCCUCUUCUGAAUUUCCCAUCAGAUCAUCUUGUUGCUUUCAACUGGAUUUUAAAUAAAUAUAAAAUAAUUGCAGCAGCUACUCCUUGGGAAUUUCAAGAUCCAACUGAGUACUACGUGGGUUGUCUAAGAUCUCCACCACCUACCCUUCCAAGCUUGUUUGAACUCUCAUGGCAUUUACAACAGGCACCACCGGAGGAGCUCCGUUUCCCACUUCGGAGAGAUGUGUUCAAAGAUUUGCCUCAAGGGAAAGAAUUAUUUUUCACAACUUCAACUGAGUUAUUAGACUGUAGAGGCAUCACGUACGAGGUCUUGAGCUCUAUUAUGCGCCCAAACCCUAGCCUGAGUACGGCAACUGAUAGAGACUCUUAUAUUGGACUUUGGGAUGAUUGCAUCAAUAGGAUUAUAUCCAAGUUUUGCUCCAUAGAAAUGGUAUUCGUACGGAAAUCUAAUUCAUCGUUUUCUCUUGCGGAUACAGUGCAAGAUCAGUGGCCUAAUGUUACUGCUUUCUUGAGGAAUUUUUGCUUGUGGAGAGGAGAGGAGACUGGUCAACUAAGUGAAGGUCAACUAGAUCCAUCUUCUUCUAUUGUGGAGAAACUUCUCUGGACUUAUAUGGAUCUUCCUUACGUGUUAGGUUACUAUGCCGUUGGCUUCAUUGUUACAUUCUGUGCUUUAAGUCGAUCACAGGAUCGUAUUAUCCGAACGGAUCUUUACACUGUAGAUCUCUCAACCCCAGUUGAAAGAUUGAAAGCUUUAGUUCCAUGUUGGAGAAUUGCUGGAUUAUUACCAUUAUUAGCUGAUCGAUGUUUCCAUUAUAUGAGCAGCAAUGGGAGUAAUUUAAAACAUCUCCCUUAUACUGAUUUUGAGAGAGUAGAUUUGGGUAAUGGGAAUUAUGUGGAGAUGACUCCAAAUACAGUGGUCAGAUAUUUCUCAAGUAAAAGAAAAUGGGUGGCAGUCAAAGAAAUAUACGAUUUUCUUGACCAUAGAAUCCCACAUGCGGAAUUUGUUUUUAGGGCAUCUGAAAAGGAUUUAGCUUUGGUCUUUAAGCCUAGAGGCUGCAAGUUCAAGCCGGCUAAUUGUGAUCAACUAAUAGAAGCAUUAAAGCAAAUCACUAAAGCUUUGGUUGCAUUACAUGAUCUUUCUUUUAUGCACAGGGAUUUGGGAUGGGAUAAAGUCAUGAGGAGAAGUGACAGGGAAAAUGAAUGGUUCAUUACGGGAUUUGACGAGGCAGUGAGUUCGCCGCAGCUAUAUCCUUACGGAGGAGCAGCCGCGGCGGCGACGGCUAGUGGGAGGCACCCGCCGGAGAUGGUGAGGAAUUAUCAUAAUGUGAAAGUGGAUGUAUGGGGAAUAGGUCAAUUAGUGAAGAGUUGUGGGUUGGUGGGGGUGCCAAAAUUGCUGAGGGAAUUGCAGACCAGAUGUUUGGACCAAAACCCGGAGCAGCGACCGACGGCGGCUGACUGCUAUCGCCACUUGUUGCAGUUGCAGUCUUCAAUGUCUGCAGCCGCCGCCGGAGGAUAUUGA